Molecule: messenger RNA, 858 nt
Organism: Phragmites australis (common reed)
Lineage: Eukaryota; Viridiplantae; Streptophyta; Magnoliopsida; Poales; Poaceae
Exons: 1
Coding region: 88-669 (193 amino acids)
Source: RefSeq, a predicted model, not a curated record
CCGCCGCCUCCUCCCCACCUCACCCCACUCCGCUGCCCUCCGCUCCUCACUCAAAGCCCACAAGCCUCGUCCCACCCGCACUCGGCCAUGGGUGGCCUCUCAGUGAUCGCGCCGCCGGCCGGGGACACGGCGUCCCGCCCUCACCGCCGCGCGCGCCGCGCGUUCCUCGUCUCCAACUACCUCAUCCUAGGGGCCGCCUCCGGGUGCGGCUUCCUCACGCUUUCGCUCCGCCUCGUCCCCUCCAUCGACGGCUUCCUCCUCAUCCUCCUCCACGCGCUCACCGUCGCCGCCGCCGUCGCCGGGUGCGCCGUCAUCGCGGCGCCCGAACCGCCCCGGGGCCACUGCUACACGGCGCACAUGGCCGCCACCGUCGUGGUCUCCAUCCUGCAGGGCGCCGCCGCGGUGCUCGCCUUCUCCCGCACCGCAGACUUCCUCGCCGACGGCCUGAGGUCGUACGUCCGCGAGGAGGACGGCGCCGUCAUACUCCGCAUGGUCGGCGGGCUCGGCAUCGCCAUCUUCUGCCUCGAGUGGGUCGCGCUGGCGCUCGCGUUCGUGCUGAGGUACUACGCCUACGUCGACAGGGAGUGCGGCGGCAACCCUCUGCGGCGCAGCGCCAAGGUCGGCGGCGAGGACGGCUCGGGCACCUGGCCCUGGCCGUUCCAGGUGUGAUCGAGCAAGAGAUUCAGUUGCGGAAAGGACUGGUGUCGUCGGAAGCGAGAAGAUUCACCGAGAACUAUGAGUUCUUGGAAGAAAAAAUAGUGUUCUACUGAGAACUAGUAUAUGUGUGGGGAUUGGAUGUGAUAUUAUUCGUUUAUCUGUUUGUGCUGUGCACUGUAAUACAGUAUGGUUAUGUUGUGA